GGUGUAAUGCCUUGGGCGGAUCUUAGUUCUGUGUCAGGAAUUCCUCCAUCACAUUCUUGGAGCGCAUUUUCACUUUGUGGACCUGAUACUUUAGUGAUGUUUGGUGGAGAUCUUGGUUCUACACAUAUCAGCAAUCCAGUUUUCAUUUAUAAUAUCAAAACACAGAAAUGGAACAACCCAACAACUACCUAUCAUCCUUCUGAUGAAUUUAGUCGUUCUGUUUGUGACUUGAAGACUGGAAAAAUGUAUAUAUUUCCUGAUCUUCAACACUCUGAAGAUUGGAGAAUUAUUAAUAUUUUGGAUACAAAAACAUUAACAUGGAGAGUUGUUUAUAAUUACAAUUAUCUGAUGCAUGGAAUGAUUGGUUAUACUGUCACUUUAUUACCAAAUGGUAACAUUGCUUGUAUAGGAGGUAUUGAUUCUCAUGGUUCACCAAUAUCGAUGUCAAAG
Messenger RNA from Entrophospora candida, 450 nucleotides. Lineage: Eukaryota; Fungi; Glomeromycota; Glomeromycetes; Entrophosporales; Entrophosporaceae. The record is from the annotation of a GenBank genome assembly.